UCAAUCACUUAAUUUUCUCAAAACUUCAACGACAUAUUAGCGUUGAAUUUGUGUAUGGACACUAGAAUAAAUUUAUCUAUUUAUUCACACUCUUGCCUUCACAAAAUAGUCUCUCACCUUAGAACUGAGUUUAAUUCGGAUCAGAAGAAACUAACGUCGAACAAUGUCUUCGACCGAAUCGGAAGUGGUGGUGAUAGGAUCGUGGGCAAGCAUGUACACUUCGCGGGUUCGAAUUGCUUUGGCUGAAAAGAGCAUCGGCUACGAAUUCAUAGAAGAAGACCUGUCAGACAGAAGCCCUCUUCUUCUCAAGUACAACCCCAUUUAUAAGAAGAUCCCAGUUAUGAUUCACAAAGGCAGACCCAUCUGUGAAUCCUUAAUCAUUGUCCAAUACAUCCAUGAAACAUGGAAAGAAGGAUAUCCUUUGUUACCUUCUGAUCCUUACCUCAAAUCUCAAGCUGCUUUCUGGGCGGAUUACAUCGAUAAACAUAUAUAUUCAGGUGCAAAGAAGUUUUUGAUGUCGAAAGGUGAAGAGAAACAGAAAGGAGUUGAAGAAUUCUUGGGGUACCUCAAGGUGUUGGAAAGUGAGCUUGGAGAGAAGCCAUAUUUCAAUGGUGAGUCCUUUGGGUAUGUUGAUAUGGCACUUAUAUGCUUCUACAGUCAUAUUAUUGCAUUUGGGAAGAUAGGCAAUUUUAGUGUUGAGAAAGAUAUUCCAAAGUUGUUUGCUUGGGCUACACAAUGCUUGAAAAGGGAGAGUGUUUCCAAGGCUCUUGCUGAUCCAAACAAGAUUUAUGAGUCGCUCAUUGCGUUUAAAAAGAGAAAUGGUGUAGAAGAUUAAUUUUGAACAUCUAGUUUGAAUUUUGUUGGUCGUUUUGUAUUUGUUAUGUUUUGUUUUGUGAUGUGAGUUUGUUUAAAUCAAUCAAUUCAUAUCUUAUGAGUUGAUUUUUAGAUUGAUAAUGAUAAUAAUUUGUUUCUUAAGCUUA
Messenger RNA from Helianthus annuus (common sunflower), 980 nucleotides. Its product is annotated as glutathione S-transferase U19. Gene Ontology annotation, cellular component: cytoplasm. The coding region runs from base 164 to 835 and encodes 223 amino acids. Gene Ontology annotation, molecular function: glutathione transferase activity. The record is from RefSeq and is a predicted model, not a curated record. Gene Ontology annotation, biological process: glutathione metabolic process. NCBI's taxonomy places the organism in Eukaryota, Viridiplantae, Streptophyta, Magnoliopsida, Asterales, Asteraceae. The transcript has 2 exons.